GAGAGAGAGAGAGAGUGACAUCUGAUAGCUGUACCUAGAGCUAUAACUAGGAAUUGAAUACGAUGCGUUUACAGCUGCUCGGGCUGUUAUGCCUGGCAUUAGGCGCAGCUCUGGCUGCUGCCUAUAACAACGACAGCAACAACAACAAGAAAAACAACAACGACAACAACAACAACAACAAUGCCAACACACAACAGCAGCCAAUCUACACUUAUCUGACCACAUCGAGCACGUCCAGCCACAGGAAUGAUGCUCCAGCCAUGCAGCCGGCCAUUGUAUACGAGGCGUCUAUGCCAAAGCAGGAGACGCGAACCGUCAGCACGGCGAGCUCGACCACAGCGGAGGUGGCUUCAAAGAAAGUCAUCGGUUCCAGCGAUGCCGCGGUGCCCGCGGUGGCCGUUAUACUCGAUGGCAAUGAGCCGCAAUUUACGGAUGCCUUGGGCCAGAAGGUGCCCAAGCCGCAGCCAUCGCUGCAGGUGGCCAGCCCCAUUGAUCUGCUGAAUCCCGAUCGCUAUGAGUUCUACACGUUCGACGAGCACGGCGAGCUGGUAAAACGUCUGAUGACCAUGCAGGAAAUCCAGAGCAUUGUGGCGAAUGGCGAUGGCGAAGGCCCGUCGAUAAUUCAUGCGGCACCGCAGCAGGGCAGCGAGCCGGAGAAGAAGAUGCAGGACAUUGUGGAUAAGGUGCAGCAUGUGCUCAACAAGCAGGUGGAAAGCAGCUCGUCGAAGAACGGCUCGGUGGAGGUGUUGCCCGUGCUGGAUACACCCGAUGUCUCCUCAUCGUGGUCGCUCAUUUUGCCCGCCAUCUUUGGCAAUACGGGUGGUGACAUCUUCCCGCAGCAGAAGCCACAGCAAAUCGUUAUGACGCCCGAAUCGGAGCUGGUGGAGACCUCAACACGCACCACAAGCACCACAAAGCGUGUGACCAAGAAGCCAAAGCCAUCGAAGCGUAAGCCUGGCACCAGACGCAAGCCCAGCACCACCACCACAGAGAUGACACCGCAGGUGGUGCAGGAGGACUUGGAUCCACUCGAGUCGGUUUACACGGGCAUGCAACAGUACCAGCAGGCGGCUGCCAAUAUGCCCGACUUUGAUAUCGCCCACAUGCAGCCCAUCUACCAGAAGUUGCCCAGCACCACUCGCAAGCCGGAGACAACCACACGGCGGGUUUUCUACAACAAUCAGGAGAUUGUGCACACGCCCACCUCGUCAGGCAGCCCGAACAGCACCACGGAAAAGGUUCAGCAGGUGGCCAAGAAGCCAGGCAAUGUGCAUCGCAAACCCACUCAACCACAUCGUGUGAAGAAACCCAAUGGUGGACAUGGCAGCACUAGCAGCACCACUCACUCCACUGGUGGCAAGCAAAAGAUAAAGAAGAAGACAACUACACCAGCGCCCACCACCGCCGCACCCACCACCGCCGCACCCACCACCGCCGCACCCACUUCAGCACCCACCGGUACCACUGGUGCAACAGAUCCUGAAAAGCCAGCAGCGGCAGCAGCAACAACAACCACUCAACCACCAGUGUCCACCACACAAAAGAAGAAGAAGCGCAAGCCCACCCGCACACCCGGACAUUCCAGCACCACCGGCAGCGGCGCUAAGCCGAACAAGCCCAAGCGUAAGCCAACCACCAAGCCCAAACCACAUCACCCAGCCGCUGAACAGGUAACCGCCACAUCAGCACCACAUUACCAAGCGGUCAGCACACACAAGCCAGCGCGUCCACAUCGUCCACACAAGAAACCCAAGCCCAGCAGCCCCACCACAGAGACGCCACCAACGCCAUCAUCCGGCGCUACUGAUCCAGAAUUAAUGACCGAAUCAUCGGUGAGCACAACGCAUCGGGAUACUAUAGAUACCGCAAGCACAAUUGCAGAAAUCCACGUCAAGCCCAUCCAUAAUGCGCCAGCCGCUGAUUAUUUGGAAAGCUACGGCAAAAUAGCAACAACAACAACAACAGCAGCGCCCACUACCAGCACCACCCAUGCGCCUGUCUAUCCCGUGCCCAGCUACGAUGCCGAAGCCACCGAAAACUUGCCCACAUUCGUUGCCCUGGAGGAGGAUAAGACGCAGCUAAAGAAGACGCCUCUGCCAUUGCCCUCGCUCGCCCUGCUGCAACAGCAGCUGCAGCAGAGUGCCACACCGUCGCCCGCACCACAAUUGUCGCCGGAUCAGAUACUAUCCAUGGACCAAAUCGUGCAGAGCUUGACCCAGGAUCUGCUAGAGGGCGAUAAAAAGGAUGCCAAUGCACCACCGGUUAAAUACGAUAGCGCCGAUAGCAAGGAGCAAAUGGAAACUUUGGCCAACAAAAAGAAAAUACCCGUCACAAGCACCACAACGACAACAACGACAACCAGCAUCACCAGCCAGCCAAAAACAACAACCACCACGACAACAACCACCACAGCUAAGCCGAUAAUACCAUCGCCCAAUCCACUGGCAGCCAACUAUGGCGGCAGCACCUUGGCCACCAUGUUGGAUGAGGAGGACACCAGCACCACUGAGGACCUAAACGACUCCACCGAAACCACCGGCACUAAGCAAACAACACUGAGCAGCAUGGAGGGUGAACAAACGCCGAUUGUGCUGAUAACCGCUAGACCACAGUACUUCACCACCAAUCAGGCCGCACCACAGGUGCAGCCACUGACCACAGUGCAGUCGGACGCCGAGCAGCAGGAGCCCGAGACCACCGAGUUGCCCAGCUACACACAGUUCCUGCAGACCACGCCCAUGGCAGCGGAUGACGAGCUCGAGGCAGAGGCAACCACAAUUCGACCCAUUGAAGAAGUCAAUCAUGUGGUUAAGUUCGAGCCACUCUAUGCCGAUGUGCCCGAGGCUGUGGUCACGGAACUGACGGAGCAACCCACAACGAACGGCUACUAUGAACAGCUCGAUGAUGAGGCAACCACUGAGGCAGCACCACGUCUGCCCGUCACUGAGCGCGUCACCAGCACCACCAAUGCCGUGGAUGAGGACAGCACCGAGGUGACGCCCAUGAUAGCCAAUCUGGUGGAUCAGCUGAAUCUGCAGGUGCUGCAGCCCACCGAUCAGAUUCUGAUGUCCAAUUUCCAGACCCAAGCGGCCACAGUGGCGUCCACCCUGGUGGAUGGCAGCAAUACGCUUGUCGCCGAUGUCUACAUGAACUCGAAUGAGACCAAGGAUGAGCUGCAGUUCCUCAUGUCCGAUGUCAUACAGCAGAUCACUCAGCCUGAGAGCUACAAGCCAGCCAAUGAUGAUGAUGCUCUUGACGAUGAUAAUUCGCAUCGUCUGACCAACUUUGCACAGCUGAACACGUCUUUCCUCUUGCCGCCUAAGCUGGAGGCGAGACCAAAACCAAAACCGAAUCCAGUGGUGGAGCAAAAGAUAACAAGCGCAACGAAAGAGCAGAUGCAGGAAAUCACAACCAUAAUGCCAAGCAAAAACGAGGAGGAAAAGCAGGAGGAGCUCAUCAAACAGGAAGCUGAUUACAUCAAUACGCCCGCACCUGAACCGGAGCAGCUGGAGAGCAGCACAUACAGGGUGCCGGUGUUGUCCUUGUCGCAAAUUUAUGCACAACAGCAGCAGGACGAAGAUGAUGAGCAGCAAAUAUUUGAGCUGGAGCGACUGGAGCAGCUGAAGCCAAGCCAAGCUGCUGACAAACAGGAAGUCAUUGAGCAGGCGACAAAGCUGGAGGAGCAGCAGAAGCAAGAAAUGUUGAAGGAGGAACAGCGAUUGAGGGAGCAGCAACGGUUGAAGGAGGAACAGCGUUUGAAAGAGGAACAACGGCUGAAGGAGGAACAACUGAAGGAGGAACAGCGGUUGAAGGAGGAACAGCGUUUAAAGGAGGAGCAACGGUUGAAGGAGCAACAGCGCUUGAAGGAGGAACAACUGAAGGAGGAACAGCGCUUGAAGGAGGAACAACGGCUGAAGGAGGAACAACGCUUGAAGGAGGAGCAACGCUUGAGGGAAGAGCAAAUAAGGGAGGAGCAACUGCAGGAGGAACGAUUAAAACAAGAGCAACUGAAGCUAGAACAGCUGAAGGAAGAACAGUUGAAGCAAGAGCAGGAGCAGGAGCAGCAGGCACAGUACCAGUACCAGCAACAGCUAGAAACAACAGCAGCGCCAGCUGAUAGCUACGAAGCGACAACCAACGAACAGGUGCAGUCGGAGGAGAGCAAGGAGAGCAACUCAGUUGAAGAGACGACAACAGCCAGCAGCAGCAGCAGCAGCGUGGACGACGACGAGAAGCCAGAUGCGCCAAAACGCGAGAGCGAGGAAGACCAGAUGCCCGAGAUGUUGACAAAUGGUUACAACCAGCAAGUCCAAACGGAAGCCAACGUUGAGCAAAUGGCGGCAACCACAAUGCAGGUGCCAGUAGCCGAGCAGGAGCAGGAGCAGGAGCAGGAGGAGGAGGAGGUGCAGAAACUGGCAGCAACGGUGGCUGGGUCAACAAAUGUUUACCAGGACGCACCAGAGCAAGAACAAACAUCAAGCGAAAAGGAAGCUGAAAAAAGCGAAGAGGAUGCCAAAACAGAAGAGGAGCUGGCCGAACAGCAGCAGGAGGACGAGGAGCAGCUGAAGCAAAGUGUUGAGGAUAGCGUCACUAAUGCGGCACAGCUGCAGCCGCAGUAUACGGCCCAGGCAUCUGAAGAGCAGCAUUAUCAAGAUAACGAGCAGGAGCAGGAGCAGACAACGGCCAGCGUUGAGCUGGUCACGGAAAUACCGGGUGAUAUGUCCGUUGUUUCAUCUGAAUCGGAUAUGUCGCUCAGCUCGGAGCAGGUCACCGAAAAACUAGAGCUAAGCACUGUGCCCACCAUGGAGCUGAACGAGGAGGCACUGGAGGACAUAUCCGAUGAGCUGACAGCAACGCUAACCGAGGAGGAUACAACGAGUGCACAAAAAUAUCAGCUGGACGAUGAGGAUCCCUAUGUCAAGCUGGGCGAGACGACGGCCAGUGUGGUGAGGCCCCAGCAGUCUGGAGAAAAGAAACCAGAGCAGGAGCAGUCUACAGAGAACUCCGAGCAGGAGCAAAACUACAAAGUCACCUUGCCUCUAGCUAGCUAUGGAAAUCAGCAAGCUGAUGAGGAGGACGAAGAAGAUCAAAACGAUUAUCAGCUGCCCAUACUGUUACCCAGCAGCAGCAGCAGCAGCAGCAGCAGUAGUUCGACAACAACCACCACAACGACAACCACACGAGCGCCCACAACGACAACCACCAAGCGACUGCACACACUGAAGCCCGUUUCGUAUUAUGUGCAGCCGUCACUGCUCGGUGGCUACAAUCAAGUGGAGCCACAGCCACCGAAACUGCUCGCCUACAAUGCCAACAGCAACAGCCUGGCACAGCAGCAACAGUUGCUGCCAUCAUCGCACCGACCCAUGCAUCGACCCGCUUCGCUCACAAAUUUAAUGGCUGCAUCCACGCAGGCAACGCGUCCGCCAGUUAAGCUCGAGCCGAGUCCGGAGAGCUCUCAGGGCCUGGAGGCCUCCACUGCCCGUCUCGAUGAGGAUGUCUUGUCCUUUGCACGGCUGUGCAAUGAGCUCGCGUUUAGCUACUGGAAGUCCAUAACCUCGGAAAAGAUAAGCUCAGCCAGAAGUCUGGUCAUCUCGCCAUUUGCGCUGACCUCAAUGCUAUCCAUGGUCUUCCUGGGCGCACGCGGCAGCACCUCGGGCGAAAUGAAUGAAAUACUGAAACUCGACGAUAUGGUCACCUUUAAUCCGCAUUUGAUUUUCCGUAACAUCACCCAGUCGGUGGAGAAGUCCAUGGAGCAAGAUAUAGCGACUGCGGCGUUUGUGCGCGAAAUCUUUAGCGAUCGUGCGAAUGGCAAAAUCCUGCCCUUCUUCAAGGAGAAGACGCAGCAGCUGUACGGCGGACAUGUGGAGGAGGUUAACUUCCAUGUGGUCAACGACAUUGUAAGGCGUCGCACGAAUCUGCUGGUGAAACGUCACACGAUGGGCAAGGUUUUGGAGUAUUUGCGCACGAACAGCGUUUGGGUAAAUGGCCCGUUGGCCACAGUUUCAGCCAAUCUCUUCCAGACAGACUGCUCCAGGGCCUCGAUAACGGAUCGCGACGGUGAGAUGUUCUUCCAGGUGCAUCCGACGGUGCGUCAACGCCGACUGGUGCCCAUACCCGCCGUGCUCUACCGCUCCGGCUUCACGGCUGGCUAUGAGCCCAAGCUGGAUGCCACUGUUGUCGCCUUCGGGCGCAUUCAGGAUACGGUGAGCACCAUCUAUGUGAUGCCGGGACAACAGAGCUCGGUGGUGCCCACGGACAAUUUGGAUCGCCUGGAGCGCAAUCUGGUGGAGAUGGCCUUUGGCCAGGAUAAUGCGUGGAGCAGCCUGAUGACCUCGCUAAUGGAUCGGCCCGGCAUGGAGGUGCAACUGCCACGUUUCUCGCAUCGCUCGUUUGUCAAUGCCUCGCUGGGACUGCAGAAGAUGGGCCUCAAGGGACUCUUCAAAUCGGACUUUGCUGACUUGCGCGGCCUGACCGGCAACGGUAAUCGCGACAUCUUCCUCUCCGACAUGAUACAGAUCAAUACGUUCAGCACUUGCGGCGAGGAGAAGAUCUCCGACCAUCAUCAUGUGGAAAUGUACCCAGCACCGCCUCUACGCAAACGCAACAAGGAUGUGGAUGCAACGGACGACGAUGCCUACGAUUCGUCGGAGGCAAUCGUGGACUUUGGUUCAUUGGUGCAGGAAUCGGCAUUGGGCCGUGGCUUCUACGAUGACUUACUCGAUCCCAAGUACUUGGAGCUGCCUCUACCGUUGCGUCCGCGUCAGGCGCGCGUGCCCGAUGCGCCCAGACUGCGCUUCGAUAAGCCCUUCCUCUACUUUGUGCGCCACAAUCCAACGGGAAUGAUACUCUUCAUGGGUCGCUUCAAUCCACGUCUGCUGCCAUGAACAAAUCAAAUAACCAAUUUCCCCCUAACCCCAGCCAGCCUUAAGUAAGCCAAAAUACAGAUAAU
Messenger RNA from Drosophila navojoa, 6952 nucleotides. RefSeq lists its product as uncharacterized. The record is from RefSeq and is a predicted model, not a curated record. Gene Ontology annotation, molecular function: serine-type endopeptidase inhibitor activity. Lineage: Eukaryota; Metazoa; Arthropoda; Insecta; Diptera; Drosophilidae.